AUGAUUAGACCUAGGACUUUAGUGUUAAAAAGGUUCAAGUCGUUACCUUCUACCCCGAAUUCUGGUAAGCCUGUCAAGCCUGAUGGAAACAAUUCCACGCCUAGCUCGGUCAAUCAGCCAACUAAUCUUACUCCAAGAGACUGGAAAGUCAUCGAAGGUUACAUUCCUGGAGAAAAGACUCAAACAAAUGAAUUAAAAGAUAGAGUUCCUAAAUUUCCAUUGGGAAAGGAGAAUGUUCCCACUUUAUUGCCUCGACCUGGUGUCCCUAGAGUCGGGAAGGAUCAUACUUUCCGUCAAGUUAUCACGAUUUUGAGAAACAAGAGACAAGAAGAGUUGAUUUACGAAAGUGAACCUCAUAGAUUAUACUUUUUAGCGUGUUUCUGUUUCGGUUUAACAUUGUUGGUGUAUGCUAUUGUUUUAGGAGAAUGGGCGGUCUUCCAAGCGAACAAAGAUUAUGAAGAAAACAAAGAAGAGAAAAAUGAAGUAUUGAAGAAAAGAGAGUGGUUUUUGAAUGUAUUGAAGAAUUCGAUUUUCUGUGGAAUCAUGCUUGGAGCCUCUUAUGCAUUCUUUACUUUCCCACAGAGAUUAGUCAGAAGGAUGUAUUAUUUGCCUGGACCUGUGGAACACGUGAAAUUCACAUCCUAUCCGUUAUUACCAGGUAGACCAACACCAGUUAUCACCAUUCCAUUGAAACAUUUGGAGCGUAAACAUCAAGCAAGAGUAUGGACAGGUAAAGGUUUUUAUGGUACCAGUGAUUCAUCCUUAUUUUUCUUCACUUUGAAAGAAAUAAAUGAAUCAGGUAAAACAGUGAAAAAUUGGGUUGUAGAUCGUAGGGGAUUCUUUUGGAGUGAUGGAAGAGUGUUUGAUUUCCUUUUUGGUAAGGAAACUUUGGCAGAAAGUGAAGCGGGUAUUCCUUACGAUGAACAAGUUGGUAUUUUAAACAAGGAAUUGAAGAAGAAAAAGGAGAAGUUAAGAAAAGAGCAUGGAAGAUUUUGGAAUUUCAAAUUAAUGGCCAAAGAAGUUUCCAAUGAUAUCAAGAAAUUGACCGGUAACCAAAUCACCAAAAGGGAUAAUUAG
Molecule: messenger RNA, 1077 nt
Organism: Yamadazyma jaroonii
Lineage: Eukaryota; Fungi; Ascomycota; Pichiomycetes; Serinales; Debaryomycetaceae
Source: the annotation of a GenBank genome assembly